Messenger RNA from Cylicocyclus nassatus, 1218 nucleotides. The record is from the annotation of a GenBank genome assembly. NCBI's taxonomy places the organism in Eukaryota, Metazoa, Nematoda, Chromadorea, Rhabditida, Strongylidae.
AUGUCGAAAUCAAGCGCUUCGUCGCAAGAACGCUUCUACGGAGAGCUUCAAAAAAGUCAGAAAGGAACACGCGAGGUCAUUACGUACACAAUACCCGGAAGUCGUAUGGCUUAUGUGUUUCCUCACCACAGAAGAAACGCAGAUCACGUCGUUUUCGCGUGUCGCGGUUGCAAAAGAGAACGGCAUCAUCUCACUGUAAAGGUAGUGGGAAAUGAAAUAUUGAACGAUCCUUGUGAGGGACACGUAUGUACACCCGUAAAUACAUCUCAAGAUAGAGCCAACAGACUGAUGUAUAAAACUUGUCAGAAAGUGCGAAGUGAUCCGCUUUUCGCAAGUAAGUCAGUCCCAGAGAUAUGGGAACAAACCUUGCAACAAGCAAUGACCGGUCGUCGUGGAUCUGGGGAAUUGGUAGCAUAUUUCUACAAGUAUAGUCUGGAAUCUAGGAGAAGAACCAUUGAAAGCUAUAUACGAUCCACGGCAUCCUUAUAUCCGAACAUGAACAGAGUACAGCAAGAAUUGCAAGCGGCUGGCGCCACCGACCCUUCAAGAAUCAUACUGGAUUUCGAAAUCUCAGCUUUGAAAGCAGCAGAGCGGUGCUUCCCGAAUACGAGUGUAGAAGGAUGUCUUUUUCACCUUAGCCAAUGCUGGAACCGCAGAAGAAACGCCCUCGGAAUCACCAAGUUCCUAAAAGGACCUCAUCGCAGUGCUUUUGUGAAAAAAUGGUGGCGGACAAUAAAGGGAAUCCCAUUUUUGCCGGAGCGAUUUCUCUCGAGGCUGCCUGCCUUAUUCCGUCCGUCCAUGCCCGAUACACACCCAGCCUUCGAAUGUUGUGAAGCGUUUUUGGUGUAUCUCUACGAUACGCGGCUCAGCGAACCACUUCGUCGGUACUGGUGCAAAUGGAGAAUGGACCUUAAGAACAACCAAUCUUGCAGAAUGCUGCCACAGCAAAAUUCGACGAGCACUUGGCCAAAAACACGCGAGCUUCCAAAAUGUUCUGGGACGCAUCAAGCGAGAAAACGUAAAUGCGUCGCUAAGUUGGUGACUUUUGAUCAGUUCGACAUUGGAAGACAUGUUCGCAGAAAGUAUUCGCUUCGAAAUGAGAAAAUAUCCCGAAAAAUGGAGUCAUUCGAGAGGCAAGUACAGGGAGUAGUCACUACAAGCGCACUGAUAAGAUACUGUAGAGCCAUGUUGCGCUUUGUCAGCGAAAAGGCUAUAUGA